AACCCGAAUGCUUAUGUUUGAUUGGCAGGGGCUGUUCCGUAACUACGGCAACGCGUUCUUGCCAGUGCUGUGGCCUCAUCUGGAGCAACUCGCCAGCAACCCCCACGAGAGCUCCCAGCGCUGCUUGUGCGAGAUUACGGCCGGACUAAUCAGAGGCAGCAAACACUGGAGCUUCAGCAAGGUGGACAGGUUGUGGCAGCUGCUUUGCCCUUUGAUCAGGACAGCGCUGAACAACAUCACUGUGGAAACCUACACAGACUGGGGCACAUGCAUCGCCACAGCCUGCGAGGGCAGAGACCCCAGGAAACUCCACUGGCUGUUUGAGCUGCUGAUGGAGAGCCCCUUGAGCGGGGAGGGCGGCUCCUUCAGGGACGCCAGUUUGCUGUAUGUGCUUCAAGGAGGUCUCGCCCAGCAGCAGUGGAGGGUUUCGGAGCUGCUGCACCGCCUGCUGGCUUACCUGGAGCCCAAACUCACCCAGGUGUAUAAAAACGUCAGGGAGCGGAUAGGGAGUGUGCUGACCUAUAUCUUCAUGAUAGACGUGGCGCUGCCCCACACCAGGCCCACCUCUUCCCCCCACGUGGCAGAAUUCGUCACUCGGGUCCUGGAGCGGCUCAAGCCCCUCACGUCGGAGCCCGAGAUCCAUAACCACGUCCACGAGGAGAACACCCAGGAGACGGACGAGCGCACCCAGGCUGUCAAGCUGCUCAAAACGGUGUUGAAGUGGUUGAUGGCGAGCGCAGGGCGAACCUUCACCACUCCUGUUCAGCAGCAGCUACAGCUCCUGCCUGUGCUCUUCAAGAUUGCCCCAGUAGAGAUUGAUGAGAGCUAUGAUGAGAUGAAGCAGGAUGCGCGCACGUGUCUCUCUCUCAUGUCCCAGGGCCUGCUCUAUCCGGAGCACAUCCCUCUGGUUUUGGCAGCACUGGAGGAGAUGGCGGCCAGCAGAUCGUGGCACGCUCGCUUCUCAGUACUGACCUACCUCCAGAUCACAGUCUUCUACAAUCUGUUCACUCUGCUCAGUUUGCCCGCUGAGGUUCUGCGCAUCCGAAAGCUGGUGAUGCAGCUGCUCCUGGAUGAACAGCUUGAGGUGAGGGACAUGGCCUGCACCACCCUCAGUGGUUUACUGCAGUGCCAGUUCUUCCCUCUGGACUCCUGUCUGCAGACACAGCUCCAGACGCUGAGUCAGACUUCCCUCCCCAAGGCCAGAGGAGAGCUGGCCUCCAUGGACUUGGUGCGGCGCCACGCCGGCGUGCUCGGUCUGAGCGCGUGCAUCCUGUCGAGCCCCUACGACGUCCCACAGUGGAUGCCGCAGAUCCUGAUGGAGCUGAGCGACCAUCUCAACGACCCGCAGCCUAUAGAGAUGACGGUGAAGAAGACACUGUCAGAGUUCAGGCGCACUCACCACGACAACUGGCAGGAGCAUCGGCAAUGCUUCACCGACGACCAGCUUCUGGUGCUCACCAACCUGCUGGUGUCGCCCUGUUACUACGCCUAGACGUUCGCCUACCGCCCCCUUCCACGGAAAAAUAAUCCCGCCCUUAAGUACAGCUGGGGGCUUCUGUCUGCGAUGAUAAAGACUCGUCGUUCCAGGGAGGAGAUCUCUGUCUGGACUCUCACGUGCCGCUGCUGGCCUUUUGCCGGAAAGCAGCUGGGGACAGAGAGGUUUUCAGUUAGCACGCUGCUCAGUGGGGUUUGUUUUGCACGCUGAGGCGGCCAUGGCGAUGAUAAAAGUGUGUUUUCAGUCUCCUGCAGCUCUGAUCAACAUAGAGACUCCAAAUCUUCUUCUUCCUCUUUAUUGCACCACCGUCACUUUGAAGGAAGUUUCUGAAUACAAUCUUUAGGGUAAAAUUUUCUAUUUAAAUACAGUCAUGUGACAAAACUGGGACAUCCUGUGAAAUAUUUGGUUAAUUAUUAAGAAAAAGUUAACAUAUUGAUGUCUACUUUUGUAUUUAUUUCAGGAAAAUAAAGUGAUUUAACUGCAAUUAACUGAGAAAUAAAAAUGAACCUUCCUAAAAAGAUAAAAAGUGCCGCUUAGCUAAGGAAAAAGUUAGGACACCCAACCCCUGGUAGUUGGUGUUGCCUUCUUUGAAUGAAAUAACUCGAUAACAAUACUGGUAUGUUUUGGGCUCAAGUUUUCUUCAAGUCCCUUCUCAUAGAUGAUAGCUUUCAUUAUGGAGUCUGUGAUGGUGAAAAUGGGAAGGUCUUGCUGCAGCAGCACUCCUAAACCAUGACACUACCACUUCGAUGCUUCUCAGUUAGUUUGCCAAACGUGUUCAAAAUAAUUCAGUUUUAGACUUCAAAGUCUGGGCUUUUGUCUCUCUGGAAAACUGGCCUUUGUGAGGGUUUUUUUUUUUUUGGUCAAGUUCAGUCUAACUUAAACAAUCAGUACACAUUAACUUGAUACACCUCCUUUAAAGUAUUAAGUAAUUAAUCAUCGUCAUGCGCAACUGAUUUCAUGUGUGGGUUUUUGAGGUAUUUCUAGUGCGAAUACAUAUGAGGGUAAAGAAUAAAUAUUGUCUUCUAAAAUUUUAACCCUAGACACUGAAUUUUUGGUAUAUAUAUUUUACGUUAAAUUCACCUGAAAAACUCGCCUGCAAAUGUGGACUUUCUGGUCACCGUGAGUCCAGCGGCCUAUCAAAUUAGGCUUCUCCUAUCGCUUGUCCGACAGUUAGCUUGUUCAGCGUAGCUAACGGCCAGAGACGCCACACCAGACUCAUUGGUGUCACGUGAUCAAAAGAGCGUAAUUUGAUUGGCUAAAAGCUUUUCACUCUAUGUAGUGCUUAUGGUUUUGGUUUGCGUUAUCAAAAGGCCACCACAUUUGCAGGCGGGUUUUUGAAAGUGAUUUUUUUUUCCUGGUGAAUUUAAAG
Poecilia latipinna (sailfin molly) is the source of this 2864-nucleotide messenger RNA. RefSeq names its product proteasome activator complex subunit 4B-like. Gene Ontology annotation, molecular function: proteasome binding; peptidase activator activity. The coding region runs from base 8 to 1492 and encodes 494 amino acids. Gene Ontology annotation, biological process: proteasomal ubiquitin-independent protein catabolic process. Lineage: Eukaryota; Metazoa; Chordata; Actinopteri; Cyprinodontiformes; Poeciliidae. The transcript has 11 exons. The record is from RefSeq and is a predicted model, not a curated record. Gene Ontology annotation, cellular component: cytosol; spermatoproteasome complex; nucleus.